Molecule: messenger RNA, 1273 nt
Organism: Amyelois transitella
Lineage: Eukaryota; Metazoa; Arthropoda; Insecta; Lepidoptera; Pyralidae
Product: lys-63-specific deubiquitinase BRCC36-like
Exons: 6
Coding region: 382-1122 (246 amino acids)
Biological process (GO): double-strand break repair
Cellular component (GO): BRISC complex; BRCA1-A complex
Molecular function (GO): polyubiquitin modification-dependent protein binding; cysteine-type deubiquitinase activity; metallopeptidase activity
Source: RefSeq, a predicted model, not a curated record
AACUUCGCGAUUUCGCAUUUCUUAAAUUAGAUGGGAUGUUAGCAACAUUGCUGAGAGGUGGCCCUAUGACCCCCUAUUACAUUAUUUGUUAUUCAGCAAGCGAAAAAAAGACUGAGAAAUAACUAGAUUGCCCGCUAUAACACUAGUCUGAUAAGUGAACGCAUGCUCAGUCGCAGGCAAUCUGUCGACGUAGGCGGUUGUAUGGCACCUGUACUUUCGAAACCCCAAAAAUGGUCGAAGCACCCUUAUUACUUGCUGAAAUGAGUUCCUCUAAUAAUUAUAGUGUUGGAACCAUCUGACUUAUGAAAUUACCUCAGAGGAGCUGAUGACCUUGGUUUUAUCUUAAAUUAAUUCACUAUUUAAAAGCAAGAACAAAGAAAAAUGUUAACCCUGCAAUUUCAUUUCUUAAUUUAUAGGACUUGUGGUUCUCCUCAGCACGUUCACAAUAAUGGCAGCCUUGUAUCUAUUGUGUCCUCUGUUAUUUUACGACGCUUGGAUAAAAAGCCUGACCGUGUUGAGAUUUCAGAGGAACAGCUAGUUCAAGCAACUUUGAGAGCUGAGGAGUUGGCGGCUGAAGUAGAUCGCCCAUUAAGAGUUGUGGGUUGGUAUCAUUCUCACCCACACAUAACAGUUUGGCCUUCCCAUGUUGAUCUUGCUACACAAUCAAUGUAUCAAAGAAUGGAUUCAAGUUUUGUGGGCAUAAUAUUUGCAGUGUUCUUAACAGAACAAACAACAAAGGCUCCAUCGGUACAAAUAACAUGUUUUCAGUCUAUUAAUGGUUCAAAUCAAACAAGGCGAGAAAUUGACAUGGAAAUUACAAACAGUAGUGAUUCGUUAUUGAUUAAUAAUUUUCAGAUUCUCACUCAAUUACCUGCUAUACUAAAAGAAGAAGAAGAUGAAGCAUACAACAAUGAAGUAGGACAAAGUGACGAACAAGAUGAUAUUAUCAAUAAACAACACAAUGCGGCUGUGCGAACAAUUGCAAUAGGCCACAUAGUAGAAAAGAUGUCCCGCCCGAUGUUGGAAGGUCUGGUAGCAAGAAAUGCACUAAAUAAUGUGCGUGUUAAAGCAUUGAAAAAACAUCACCAAGAACUAAUGUCUCGUUUGGAAAAUUCUAUGUAAAUGAAACCUAGUGCUAUUUCUGCUCGCGUGUCUAAACUUUGAAACGACGUUAGAUUUCCCUCUCUUCACCACCAUGCCAAAGCUCUGAUUUAUGAGCUAUAUCAUAGUAUAUGUACUUUCAAAGAAAUAUAUAUGAAUAUUUUGAUGACAA